Molecule: messenger RNA, 648 nt
Organism: Insectozyma verbasci
Lineage: Eukaryota; Fungi; Ascomycota; Pichiomycetes; Serinales; Debaryomycetaceae
Source: the annotation of a GenBank genome assembly
AUGUCACUUGUUAUUUUCGGAGCUCAUGGUAAGGUUGGUAAAAACCUUGUAUCUUUAGCUGCUAAAUCUUUAAAAGUUACUGCAAUUAUUAGAUCAGAUGAACAAGCUAAAGCAAUUAAAGAAAUUGCAUCAAAUGUUGAAACGGCAAAUCUUACAUUAGAUAAAGCCACCGUUUCAGAGAUUGAAAAUGUAAUUAAAGGUCAUAAUACAGUUAUAUUUAUAGCUGGUUCUGGUGGUAAAAAUCUUUUGCAAGUUGAUUUGGAUGGUGCUGUUAAAACAUUUGAAGCUACUACGAAAGCUAACAUAAAAAGAUACAUUUUAUUAAGUGCUGUUAAUGCUGAUAAUCGUGAAUUUAUUGACAAAUCAUCAAUUAAAAAUUAUUAUAUUGCUAAGCAUUAUGCUGAUAGAAUUUUAAUUAAUGAAUUUAGAAAUUUAAAUUAUACAAUUGUUAAGCCAAGUUUAUUAUCGGAUGGUAAUCCAACUGGUAAAAUCAAAUUUCUUGAACCAAACGAAGAUGUUGGCUCGAUUGAUAGAAAUGAUGUUGCCAGAGUGUUAUUAGAUAUUAUCGAUAACGAAUCCACUUUUGGUAAAUCAUACAAUAUUGCUAGUGGUAAUUUAUCUAUUAAUGAUGCAACAAUAUACAAAUAA